Molecule: messenger RNA, 1461 nt
Organism: Rhodotorula toruloides NP11
Lineage: Eukaryota; Fungi; Basidiomycota; Microbotryomycetes; Sporidiobolales; Sporidiobolaceae
Product: MFS transporter
Exons: 7
Coding region: 1-1461 (486 amino acids)
Biological process (GO): transmembrane transport
Cellular component (GO): membrane
Molecular function (GO): transmembrane transporter activity
Source: RefSeq, a predicted model, not a curated record
AUGGCUUCGGCGAAGGACUUCCAGGAUGUGUCGAGCGUCGAGAAGGGGACGCCGGACUUGACCAACAGCGGCCAGGUUUCGGUUUCCUCGACCAUCUCCUACACGGCAGAGGAAGAACGACGGGUACUGCGCAAGGUCGACCUUGCUCUCCUCCCCGGCCUCACUUUCCUCUACUUACUCAGCUUUCUCGACCGUUCCAACGUCGGCAAUGCCAAGCUCCUCGGCCUCAUGAAGGACAUCGGACUCGGGGCGGCGUCAAAGGCGCCGGUCUACAACACUUCCCUCGCCCUCUACUUCCUCGGCUACGUUCUCUUCGAAAUUCCCGCUAAUAUCGUCCUCAAGAAGUUUAACCCGCGCGUCUGGCUGCCGACGCUCACAGUCGCCUGGGGAAUCACCGCGACCUUGCAGUGCCUCGUCAAGAACGAGGCAGGCUUCUUGGCUGCUCGGUUCUUCAUGGGCGUCAGUGAGGCAGGCCUCUUCCCCGGCAUCGUCUUCGUCUUCUCGAUGUACUACAAGCGCAACGAGCGACACUGGCGUGUCGCCGUCUUCUUCGGCGGCGCCGCUCUCGCCGGCGCGUUCGGCGGCGUCCUCGCCUGGGCGCUCGGGCACAUCAAGGGCGGAGGACUGAAGCCGUGGGGAUGGAUCUUCGCAAUCGAGGGCAUCUUCACGACCCUUGUCGGCUUGACCGCCUACUUCUGGGUUCCUGGGUACCCUCGUCAGGCCAAGUUCCUCAACGAGAGAGAACACGCCAUCCUCAUUGCACGUCUCCAGGCCGACAGCGAUUCGGCGGACGAGGAGCCUUUCUCGUGGCACGGCGUUUGGGAGGCGUUCAAGGACCCGCUCGUCCUUGGCUACGGCUUUCUCUUCCACGCCUAUGCCUUCACCCUCUACUCCCUCUCCCUCUUCCUCCCGACCAUCAUCGCUCAACUCGGCUACGCCUCAUGGAAGGCGCAGCUCAUGACGGUCCCCGUCUACGCCUGCGCUUUCUUCAGCAUCCUCCUCUUUGCCUGGCUCUCGCACCACUUCAACCAGCGCGGCAGCUUCAUCAUAAUCGCCGGCGCAAUCGCUAUCGUCGGCUACAUCGUCCUCCUCACAACGCAUACGGCAGGCUCGCGUUACGCUGGCGCCUUCAUUGCCGUGAUCGGCAUCUACAGCGCGAACGAGAACGUCUCGCCGCAGACGAAGCGAGCGGUGGCGUCAGGGAUGCAGAUCUUCAUUGGUGAUGUCGGCGCAAUCGUCGGCGUCCUCGUCUACCGCCCGUCCCUCUCCACCCACUUCUACCGCACUCCGCACGGCAUCUCGAUCCUCUACACGGCGCUCGGAAUGAUCAUUGCAGGCGCACUGGCAUUCUCGAUGUCGAGGGCGAACAAGAGCGGGAAUGCGAGGAGGGCGGACAGGAAGGAGGCGAAGGGGGAGGUUGCGUUGGGAGAUCGGGCAAGGGGUUAUCCGUUCCAGUUGUAG